AUGCCCAGUCAACUUCUUAAUGAAACGAUCCUCCGCCACGGCGUCCCCUUCGCCGCCCUCUCCCUGCUCCUCGGCCCCCUCCUCAGCCAAGACCAACCCGAAGCCGCGGCGAAGCCCUUGACCGAAACCCAGCAGCCCCCCUCUGAUGUUUCCGCUGUCGGCUCUAGGCUUCGGCAUGUCCACGUCCACCUCCGCCUCAGCGACCCCCUCUUCCUGGCCUCGGAGUGGAGGGGCCACGCGGGAAACCACGGUCUGCAGGUGGUGGAUGAGGGAAUGGAGGAACGCUGGGACUUUCAUCCCCCACCUCGCGAGGGGCGUCCAAGUCCCCAUUCCCGGGCACAGCCGCAGGCGGGAUCAGAGAGGGACACGGAGACGCAAACGCAGACGGAGACGGAGACGCAAACGGAGACGGAUGUGUCUGAACUAGUGACACUGACUUCGUCUCCGAGGCCGAGUCCGACACCGACACCAUCCCCGCCGCGGGUGUCAACCUCGCCAUGGGCGCGAAGGCCACAACGGGUGUCCCGACUCCGCGCACAACCUGCCCCCCUUCCCAUCCCAAUUACCGGACCCCACCGCCCGCUUACCCACCGCCUACAGUCACAGCGCACCCGCCCCUCGUCUCCGCUCCUCCCCCGGCACGAUCUCUCAGCUCUGAUUUCCGCGGUCGAGGCUCGGGCUGAGGCAUACGUGCGGUCGCGGUUCUCGGAUUUGGAUUGGGACGCGGACGAAAACCAGGACGAGAACGGGGGGAACGAGAAUCGGAACUGGCUACCGGAGGAGUGGAGGGAAUUGGUGGGAUGGCGGGACUGGGAUUUGCCGGAAGGUUGUUAG
This is a messenger RNA of Thermochaetoides thermophila DSM 1495, 834 nucleotides long. RefSeq lists its product as uncharacterized. Bases 1 to 834 code for a protein of 277 amino acids. NCBI's taxonomy places the organism in Eukaryota, Fungi, Ascomycota, Sordariomycetes, Sordariales, Chaetomiaceae. The transcript has a single exon. The record is from RefSeq and is a predicted model, not a curated record.